UGUCAUCAUCUUUGCUUUUGUCUCUCAGCAUCAAGCCAAGAAUCCCACCCACAGCAUACCGUUUAUUUUUCACAAAAAACACCGAAAAUGUCGGGUUCCUCUAAUCUUGUGGCCAUGAAGAAAGUCGUACAGCAGCUCCGUUUCGAAGCGAGCAUAAACAGAGUGAAGGUCUCCCAGGCAGCUGCAGACCUUCAACAGUUUUGCAUGCAGAACGCCCUGCAGGACCCUCUGCUCACCGGUGUGUCCUCCAGCACCAACCCUUUCAGGCCACAGAAGGUCUGCUCCUUCUUGUGAAACCACUGCAUUCAUGGCCUUCAUUUUGAUGCUACAGGGAAAAGUUGACCUCAACACUGCUCCUCAUGCCAAGCCAUUAUACUGCCACGGGAUCUCUCUCUCUCUCUCUCUCUCUCUCUCUCGAGUGUAGAACACAUUGGAAUCAUGUCAGGAAGAUGACCAUCUAUUUUCAGCCACAGUAGAAGAAAGGAGACAGUUUUAUUUUUCAUGGCACAGUGUGAUUUUUCAGUAAAUAAUUGUGCCUUUUCUAUUGUUCUAUUUUAGUCAUCACUGUUCUGGACUUUUUUGUAUUUAAUGAAUAAAAAAACAUUCUUUACUACUCCA
Messenger RNA from Gymnodraco acuticeps, 618 nucleotides. RefSeq names its product guanine nucleotide-binding protein G(I)/G(S)/G(O) subunit gamma-5-like. Bases 88 to 294 code for a protein of 68 amino acids. The record is from RefSeq and is a predicted model, not a curated record. Gene Ontology annotation, biological process: G protein-coupled receptor signaling pathway. The transcript has 3 exons. NCBI's taxonomy places the organism in Eukaryota, Metazoa, Chordata, Actinopteri, Perciformes, Bathydraconidae. Gene Ontology annotation, molecular function: G-protein beta-subunit binding. Gene Ontology annotation, cellular component: heterotrimeric G-protein complex.